Messenger RNA from Dermochelys coriacea (leatherback sea turtle), 1084 nucleotides. RefSeq names its product syntaxin 1A (gene STX1A). Gene Ontology annotation, biological process: synaptic vesicle fusion to presynaptic active zone membrane; exocytosis; intracellular protein transport. NCBI's taxonomy places the organism in Eukaryota, Metazoa, Chordata, Testudines, Dermochelyidae. The record is from RefSeq and is a predicted model, not a curated record. Gene Ontology annotation, molecular function: SNAP receptor activity; SNARE binding. The transcript has 10 exons. Gene Ontology annotation, cellular component: endomembrane system; SNARE complex; plasma membrane. Bases 65 to 931 code for a protein of 288 amino acids.
CCCCAGAUCGCGGCCGGAGCCGGGGCGGCAGCGCCGAGCCGAGCCGAGCCGGGCGGAGGCCAGCAUGAAGGACCGAACGGGGGAGCUCCGCGCGGCUAAGGACAGUGAUGAUGAUGAUGAAAUCACUGUUAGCAUGGACCGGGAUCGCUUCAUGGAUGAGUUCUUUGAACAGGUGGAAGAAAUUCGAGGGUUCAUCGAUAAAAUUUCUGAGAAUGUGGAGGAAGUGAAGAGGAAGCACAGUGCUAUUCUUGCAUCCCCCAACCCAGAUGAGAAAACCAAGGAGGAGCUCGAAGAAUUAAUGUCUGACAUCAAAAAGACAGCGAACAAAGUGCGCUCCAAGUUAAAGAGUAUUGAACAGAGUAUUGAACAAGAGGAAGGAUUGAAUAGAUCAUCUGCUGACCUGAGGAUAAGGAAAACACAGCAUUCCACAUUGUCGCGCAAGUUUGUGGAGGUGAUGUCUGAGUACAAUGCCACCCAGUCUGACUACAGGGAGCGCUGCAAAGGGAGGAUUCAAAGGCAGCUGGAAAUCACUGGCAGGACCACGACCAGUGAGGAGCUGGAAGACAUGCUGGAGAGCGGGAAUCCAGCCAUCUUCUCCUCUGGGAUCAUCAUGGAUUCCAACAUCACCAAGCAGGCGCUGAACGAGAUCGAGACGCGGCACAGCGAGAUCAUCAAGCUGGAGAACAGCAUCCGGGAGCUGCAUGACAUGUUCAUGGACAUGGCCAUGCUGGUGGAGAGCCAGGGCGAGAUGAUUGACCGCAUUGAGUACAACGUUGAGCACUCCGUGGACUACGUGGAGCGGGCUGUGUCUGACACCAAAAAGGCUGUUAAGUACCAGAGCAAAGCCAGGCGGAAGAAGAUCAUGAUCAUUAUCUGCUGCGUGGUCCUGGGCAUCGUCAUCGCCUCCACCUUGGGCGGCAUUUUCGGAUAGAUCUUGCCAGGGCGAAACUUUCUCUGUAGACAAUGCGAUGGAGCUGCCGAGCUGCCCCGGCCCAGCUGCGCCUGAGGGGAGCCAAGCCCUGCAGCCGCCAGGGAGGGGCCCUCCCAGCAGAAUUUCAGUUUCUAAUGCAUGAUCGUUUUGUAA